Messenger RNA from Penicillium daleae, 786 nucleotides. Its product is annotated as SDR family oxidoreductase. NCBI's taxonomy places the organism in Eukaryota, Fungi, Ascomycota, Eurotiomycetes, Eurotiales, Aspergillaceae. Gene Ontology annotation, cellular component: cytosol. Gene Ontology annotation, molecular function: oxidoreductase activity. The coding region runs from base 1 to 786 and encodes 261 amino acids. The transcript has 3 exons. The record is from RefSeq and is a predicted model, not a curated record.
AUGACCACCAAAAUUACGGAAAUUGUUGAUGUCGAGGAUCUCUCAAGACCCACAAACUCUAAUGAAAUGACCAAUUUCGUUCCAAGCCUCCAUCACGAUACCUAUCCUUUCAUCACACCAACGGGGUCAGAGCUCGUGACAAAGUCAAUUUUUAUCACGGGUGCAUCGCGAGGUCUCGGACGAGCCACCGCCAUUCGAUGCGCCAAAGCAGGCUGUGCGAAAAUUGCACUCGCUGCUCGUGGCUCCCUAGCGGGCGUCGUGCAAGAAAUCGAAGAAACCGUGCGCGAGGCUGGCAUUCCGCCGCCACAGAUUCUUCCCUUACAGGUCGACGUCACAUCAGACAAGUCAGUUAGAGCUGCUGCAAAAGCAGUUUACGAAGCAUUUGGAGGGAAACUGGAUAUCCUGGUCAACAACGCAGGGCAUUUUACCAAAUUCAAACCUAUCCACGAAGUCGACCCGCGGAAUGCCGAUACAAAGAUUGUGAUCAAUCUGUCUUCCAUGGCAACCAACUGCUUGACCUACGGAGCUUCGGCGUAUCAGGUAUCACGAUUUUCUAACUGCUGGUUCUCCGAAUUUGUUGCUCGGGACUAUGAGCGUCAGUCUGUAUCACUCUGCACCCUGGAUAAAGCAAAUCUCCCUGAAGAUACGGUUGUUUGGUUAUGUUCACAACGGAGGGAGUGGUUGAAUGCUCGAUUUGUUAUCGGUAAUUGGGAUAUGGAGGAGCUGGAGAAGAAGAAGAGUGAAAUUGUGGAAAAGGAUCUCUUCAAGUAUCGUAUAACUACUUAG